Molecule: messenger RNA, 684 nt
Organism: Syngnathoides biaculeatus (alligator pipefish)
Lineage: Eukaryota; Metazoa; Chordata; Actinopteri; Syngnathiformes; Syngnathidae
Source: the annotation of a RefSeq genome assembly
AUGGCACUAAAUUUUUUCGACCAGUUUAUAAGCCCCACACUCCUAGGAUUACCCCUGAUAGCGCUAGCCCUUAUAUUUCCUUGAGUUCUUCUACCUACCCUUUCAUCCCGCUGACUUAAUAAUCGAUUACUUACACUCCAAAGCUGAUUUAUUAACCGAUUCACAUCCCAAUUACUCCUACCUAUUAAUUUAGGCGGUCACAAAUGAGCCCUUAUAUUCACAUCCCUUAUAAUUUUUAUUCUCACUCUCAACAUAAUAGGCCUCCUCCCCUACACAUUUACACCUACUACUCAACUCUCUCUUAAUAUAGGACUGGCAGUACCCUUAUGAUUAGCAACCGUUAUUAUUGGUAUACGUAAUCAACCGACACAUUCCUUAGGCCAUCUUCUUCCAGAAGGAACCCCCACACCCUUAAUUCCAGUUCUCAUUAUUAUUGAAACUAUUAGCCUAUUUAUUCGACCUCUAGCCCUUGGCGUCCGCCUGACUGCUAAUUUAACAGCAGGCCACCUACUGAUUCAACUUAUCGCCACAGCAGCCUUUAUUCUUCUACCUUUAAUACCUACAGUUGCUUUAAUAACAACCACUUUAUUAUUCCUACUAACACUCCUAGAAAUUGCUGUGGCUAUAAUUCAAGCGUACGUGUUUGUCCUAUUACUAAGUCUUUACUUACAAGAAAAUGUCUAA